Messenger RNA from Dendroctonus ponderosae (mountain pine beetle), 8884 nucleotides. Its product is annotated as titin. The transcript has 20 exons. The record is from RefSeq and is a predicted model, not a curated record. Bases 191 to 8722 code for a protein of 2843 amino acids. NCBI's taxonomy places the organism in Eukaryota, Metazoa, Arthropoda, Insecta, Coleoptera, Curculionidae.
CAACGUUGUAAAUGGCGGCGUAAUAACCUGCGCGAAAAAAUUGUUGAUUUUCCUCAGUUUCGGGCAAGCAUUUGGCGUUAUCUUUAAAGUUCGGUAAACAAAAUGCUGCUUUUAUUGUGAAUCGAGUGAUUUGUAAUCGUGCAAAGACCGUAUCGUUGCGUUCGAUCGAUUUGUAUGGCCCCAGUGUGCUAUGGAGGGCGACAAAACAGCCGACAACGAGAAGGAAUUAACCUCAACAAGCAGUUCGGCUAUGGGACAGCAGCUCCUGUCAACAAAUGAAGAGGAAAAAAGCGAUUCAAAUGAUACUUUACCGACCUCGUCGACCGAUGCCAGUACUUCCAUUAAAUCGACCCAGCUGAUUUCUGAUGAUCCAAUCAGUAGCACAUCCUCAGAAAUGGAUCCGUCCAAGUCGAAACCUGCAGCGGAUCAAUUAUCUUUUGAUGUCGAUAAAGGCGUUAAUUGCUUCGACACCGAUGUUGAAUUGUUUGGAAUGUCGAUUUCCACCGAACGCUCUGAAGCAAUCGAGGAAAAUGUUGACGAUCUAGUCAACGACUUGGAAACCCUUCUAGGAGAGUCUACCGAUGACUUUAAUGUCCCGAAAAAUUCUCCCAAAAGCGGGGCUUCCGCUAUUCAAGAAGAAAUCAGUCAAAAUGCUACUGAUAAAGUAGACACGACGGUUUCUUCGGAAAAAUCCAUUGAAGAAAAACUGAAGGAACAAAAUGAUGUUGUUCAAGACGAGGGCGAACAACCUCUGCAAAUGGCUGAAGAACCAAUUAAGGAUUCCCCACAAGUCAGCAGCAUUCCUGCUGUGGAUUUAGAAAAUACUGCCAAUCAGGACUAUGAAGUUGGCGAACAAAAUACACAACAAGAUGCAACACCUGAAAGUACUCCAGAAGUUCCACAAGGAGAAGCAGAUGAAUCUAUUGAAGCGCCAGAAGCGCAAAUGGGAGAAUCUGAUCUUUCAAGCACAAAAGACCACAAAGAAGGGGCUGUUGUUGUGUCUUCCAGCCAUUCCCCCCUAUUGCAGAGCACUGAACAAGAGAUUCCCAUAGCAGAAGAAGAUCCUACCCAAACUGAGGAUAAAGAAGAAAACAUCACAGCUGAAAUAUCAAGCGCAUUGACCAUCUCCAUAAGCGCCCAAGAAGAACCGAACAAUUUCAAUUCAGGACAGCAGGAUGAAGAAAUUCCAAAAGAUGCCAAAACGGGGCAAAUAAAUCCGCACGAUGCUGAACCCGUUGAAACAAAAAUUGUUGUCGAGGAAGUGAAAGAUUUGCAAGUACCAAACCAGGAAAUUACAGAAGAAAACCAGCAAGAAAUAUCGGCGCCAACCGUUUCAGAAACAGAGCAUUCGAAAGUAGAUGCAUUAUUAUUACACGUAGAAGAACCUAUGCAGAUUGACGACGAGGCCAUAGCAAGUGAAGAGACUUCAAAACCCGACAAAGAAGAACUUACCAUUGAAGUAGCCAUUCCAACUCUAAAUAUCGAAAUGACUUCUACAGAUAAAUUGAAAGAAACUCCAGAAAUUCAAGCAGAUAUCGAAAUGUCUUAUGCAAAAGAAACUAUCGAACUUCCAACAGAUAUCGAAAUGGUUUCUGCAGAAGAGCCCGAAGAAAGCAGCAAACCUACAACAGAUAUCCAAAUAUCUUCUGCAAAAGAACCCAAAGAAACUAUCGAACUUCCAUCAGAUAUUGAACUGGUUUCUGCAGAAGAACCCAAAGAAACUAUCGAACUUCCAACAGAUGUUCAAAUAUCUUCUGCAAAGGAACCCAAAGAAACUAUCGAACUUCCAUCAGAUAUUGAACUGGUUUCUGCAGAAGAACCUAAAGAAACUAUCAAACUUCCAACAGAUGUUCAAAUAUCUUCUUCAAAAGAACCCAAAGAAACUAUCGAACUGGUUUCUGCAGAAGAGCCCAAAGAAACUAUCGAACCUUCAACAGAGGUCCAAAUAUCUUCUGCAACAGAACCCAAAGAAACUAUCGCACUGGUUUCUGCAGAAGAGCCCAAAGAAACUAUCGAACCUCCAACAGAUGUCCAAAUAUCUUCUGCAAAAGAAUCCAAAGAAACUAUCGAACUUCCAUCAGAUAUCGAAAUGGUUUCUGCAGAAGAGCCCAAAGAAACUCUUGAACCUCCAACAGAUGUCCAAAUAUUUUCUGCAAAAGAACCCAAAGAAACUAUAGAACUUCCAUCAGAUAUCGAAAUGGUUUCUGCAGAAGAGCCCAAAGAAACUAUUAAACCUCCAACAGAUGUCCAAAUAUUUUCUGCAAAAGAACCCAAAGAAGCUAUCGAACUUCCAUCCGAUAUUGAAAUGGUUUCCGCAGAAGAACUCACAGACAUUGCCCAACCUCAAACAGAUCCAGUUGUGGAUGAAUUGCCAACAACUAUCCAAGAUACAGAUCAAAAGCCUUCUGACAUUGUCCAGCCAGAAAGCGAUGGCCAAGUCGUUGACUUGAAACAUGCAAAUAAAGAUGAGGCACAGUCCAUUGAGACUGUGUUGGAUCGGACGGAAGAUUCGUUACAAGCCGAAGAAAAUCAAAUACAACCAAAGGAAGAAGAAAUUCAGUCCACAGAAAAUCUGGUACAAAUUGCAGAAGAUGUGCUGGGAUCAAAAGAAGUGGCAAGUUUUGUAGAAGAAGCUGCGAUAGACAGUGCAAAGGGUCCGGAAGAAAAACCUGCAAUUGAGCCAACAGAGGCACUUGAAUGUAUUACCCAGGAAGCUGAAGAAAGCAAAGAUGGUACAGUAAUCCAAGAUAGGGUUAUCAAUCAGCCUCAAAAUGGAUGUGAAGCUUUGCAGACAUCGGCAAUUUCAAUGAAGGAAAAUAUUGAGAUCGAGGAAGUGACUGAUGAUUUUGAAAACACUGAAAUCGUGGAAAUUCCUGCAGUAGUGGAAGAGCCAGAAGAUGAAAAUCCAGUAGUUCAAGAGCCGAAAGUUGAUCGAGAAGAUGGUAUUGUUGAGAUCACGAAUGAGCAAAUUGCUCAGGAGCAUUUAGAGGAAAUUCAGGUGGAGCGCGAAGUGGCUAGUUCUGAUCAGAAACUGUCCUUAGAUGAGGAAAUAACUAAUUCAGUUGUCUCUGAAGGAGAUGCUGUGGCUAAAACUGAUGACUCUUGUGAACAAUUACCAGAUUUUAUGCUAUCAAAAGUAACUGUUUCAACAGAGGGAAACUCUCAAGUGGCGAAAAAAGUCGACUCUGUGGAAGAGACAUUAACAGCGGCGAAAGUGAAGGAAGUGGUAAAGACGGAAAGUACAGCAAUUUUGGAAUCACAGGACGAACAUGCUGAAGAACCCCCAUCAGACAAUGUGAUUGCGGACGAAGCGACUAUCGUGAAGACUGAAGAAUUGUCGGUUGCUGAUAAAACUGUGAGUGAUAAAAUCGAAGACACCACUAAGCCAGUGGAACAUGAGUAUGUAACUCUGCAGAAAAAUGCGCAAAAUCUGCUUGAAUCAGCGAAAACUAAACCCGAAAUAAUGAUCAGAAGGAAAACUGUGGAACAGGACUUAGAAAAAGUGGUUUGUUUGAGUGAAGAAUCAUCUGACUCGGACUGCAAUGGGCCAACUAGCGAUAAACCCCUGCAGGAUUUGCCAGCAUUAGAUGAAGACGCCAAUUUAAUUAAAAUCGCUACUGAAGUUGAGCAAUUUUCCGACCCAGAAAUGCCUAUAGAAGAAAACAUUCCGAUCGAAGAAAAUGCGCCAGCCGAAGCUCAGCCUGAUGUAGAAUCCAUAAACGCUGCAUCGAAUUUGGAGACUCUUUUAGCAGUGGCGUCAUUACAGAACGAAUCUGUUACUGACACCAGAGAGCAUCGACGGUUAAGCGAAAAUGAAAUUAGGGAAAUGGAAGCCAUCAGAAUGGCGGUUGCAAGCAUUACUGAUAGCUCUCAAGACACUUACGAUAGCUUCAUGGUGGAAAAUGUGAUGACCAUGGAUAACAGUGCUCAAGACGAGCAAGAUGUGCAAGAAAUCUCUAAUUUGCCCGCAGAAUUCAUUGCAGAGGACACUAAUAUAGAAGAAAUUGCGGGAAAUAACAAAACCGGCGAAGACGCUGCAUGUGCAACCGCAGUGGUUGACAGCAAUACCUCGUUACAACAGAGCACUGUAAAACUUGAGGAAAUCGCAGAAAACAAUACUCCCAUCGCUUCUACUGCCACUCCGGUUAAUACAGACGAUCCAGAUCCAAGUACAAUUGACGAUAAUUCCCAGGCCUAUGAAGAUAACAUUCCAGAAGGAUCCAGUAAUGCCCCAGAAAUUGUCAAGGAGAAUGAGGACGUUUCAUCUGCAGGGGCUGCUGUCAAAGACGAAACGCCUUUGUUGGCAAACAUUGAGCAAUCUUGUGUGGCUUCGUCCACCUCCAAAUCACCGAAUCCGGCAGUUGAAAUACCUGAAAAGAACACUGAAACUGACAAAGACCCUGAAGUCCCUACUCCAGGUCCGGUGCAAAUCCUGCACGAUCCAGUGGUAAUUCCGGCGGUUGUAGAUGAACCCUCCGAAGAUGCAGUACACUGUGAAGACAAACCACUUCACAAAAGCACCGACAUCGAAGAGCAGGUUGCGGCUGAAAUUCCUUCAAUGACACUAAACGAAAAGAACAUUCUAGCGGCUGACUCCGCGAUGGAUUCUCCUGCAGUGAGGCAGUUGGUUGAAGAAAAACCUCCCAGAAAUCGCUCAAAGCGUUCGACUAAAAUCAGCGAACCGCUCACCAUCAACGUAGAGGAAGUGGAGAAGAAGGAAAAAGUGUAUAGCCCCAAGAUCACCAUUAAGCCACUGAAAGUGCCAGAUGAAGAAGUCAGCACCACUUCAGAAGCGGACGCAAGCAAGGGUAGCUUGAAAAUGACCAUUACCAAGCAGUCAGAUAAAAUGCAUUCAAUUCUUAAGCUGUAUAAUCCUGAAGAAGAGCAGGACAUGCUUUCUCAGACCCAAGAGGAACCGAUUCCAAAAUUGAUCAUAAAACCCAAAUUGCAACAGGUUGAACAGCAGCAUAGUCCAAAAAUGACUACUCGCAGCGCCAAAGUAUGUUCGCCAACUAGCACUCGAUGUAGCAGUCCGAGGAUCACAAUAAAACCAGUUACUAAACCUGCAGAAGCUAAACUUGACGUUCUCAGCCCUUUGAAGAUCACCAUCAAACCUGUGAUUAAACCUGACGACGCAUCAAGGAAACACAGCCCUAAGGCUGUAAAGGAUGCAGAUCAGCUGAAGAACCACAAUCUGAAAAUCACCAUAAAACCAAUUCCUAGACCGGUGGAAGAAAAAGAAGAUCUCCGCCCGUCAACACCAAAGUUGAUUAUCAAGCCAAUACCAAAACCAGUAGAAGGAUUGGCUAAAGAAGAGCUACCAGUCUGCACACCAAAGUUGACGAUUCGAGCUUUGAAAAGGCCUUUGGAAGAAACUGACCUGGACAACGAACCUGAGAGAUCUAGCCCUAAAAUAACAAUAAAGCCUUUGGUGAAACCAGCCGAGCACGAUUCAGCGCACCAAUCUAUUCAAACUACUCCCAAGAUUAAGAUUAGGCCAGUGCGAAAGCACGAUGACGGCGAUUUUAGCAACGAAGUCGAUCGCGAAGAAGGCAGCCCUAAAAUUUCCAUUAAACCCCUGGUGAAACCUCCAGACAUCGAGCCGGAUGACGAUGAGGAAGUUAAAGAGCGAAUCGUGUUGAAGAUUAACAAAGGAAAUCUGCCAUUAAACAAAGAGUCAAAGAAGCGCGAGCAUCCAGACGAAGACAAGGGGGAAAAGGUGGGUAUAAAAUUGAAGUUUUCCACUACUGGCGGACAUACGCACAUUGUCCAGGAAAAGGAAGAUGGUAGUAAAAGACAGCGGAAAGACAGUGGAUACUUGAGUAGCGCAGCUAAAAAAGAAGCUGAAGAAAAUUCACACAAGCGGCCAAUAGAGGACAAACUUCCAGAAAAAUCCAAAAGACUGCGCAGUGCUUUAACUCCGGAUAACUUGGCCGAAAGCUGCGCUGUAGACAAACUGGACCCGAAAAUUCCAUAUCCAUUGGCUGGAAUCAGCGAAGACAGAUCGCAAGUCAGUAAAAACUCCCUGCAUUCCGAGACGCCAGACAUUUCGAAGAUUGCGGCUCUGGCCGCGCAAACCACCCACAUAGAGGCUCCUUCAGUUGUAACUGUCGGCAUUGCCACUCCCACAGUUACUCCGGGCCCUAAGAAAAGGGGACGACCCAGAAAAGUGCCCCUGAAGUUUCGAGAAGAUUCUGACGCAACGAUUUCUUCGCCAAUUACUCCUCAAACCACUCCCUCUUCAGAUCCUUUAACUCCUGUGGGAAGUGAAUCCAUGAUUGUGGAGCCUACAUCUUCAGGAGGCCGGCCGAAACGCAGUUGUAGAGGUCAGAAUGUGAUGGCUACAUUGGGAAUCAAGCCGAGGAAACCCCGAGGUCGAGGGCGCGGAAGCAAAGUGAACAUGGGAGAUCGUGGACCACAAACUCCAGUUUCCCAAGUUUCCGUCGAAAUCACUGCGGAAGUUCCAGCUAAACCUGACAAGGCGGAGAAAGGGGCCAAAGCGAAAUUGAAAUUCGGGCGCAAAUCUUCGGAAAAGGAAAUCCUGAAUCAGGAUACGGAAGCAAAGGCAAAGCAAUCCCCAAAAGGCGCCCGAGAAUCAGUCGGGAAAGAGGGAAGCAGUCAGGAGGAAAACACAGAUGUAGAUGCAAAAACUGCAGAAGCCACCCAGGAACACAGUUUUGAAGAAUCGCUGAAAAGAAAGUGUGAAGACUCCGAAGACCACGCAUCCAAGAAGAAGAAGGAUGACAAAACCCCCACUAGGAAGCUAGAGGUAACCACACGGAGGCAAAAGGCGCAGCUUCAAAGAAAAUCGGAGGAUUUCACUCCGGCAGACGCCGCUCCAAGCAGCUCCCAACCAACACUUUCACCUGAUACAACUGCCAUUCCACCACCGGCUCCCUAUAAACAACCCUUAACAGAGCAGGAAAAAUUUGUGGAAUUAAACAGCAAAAACUACCCAGAUAUUACCAUUACUAAGAGCAAAAGUGUGCCAACAACUGCAGAAAUACCAAUCGAGGAACCGGUUGAAGUGGGUGUCGUAAAGCCUGAAGAACGACUGAGUAUUGACAGCAACUCCAAAAAAGAAACCGCUCUUGAUGAAGAGGACGAUGAAGAUCUAGGACAAGACGGGGAGACUAUUGAACUUGGAGACGAUAGUGAAUCUGAGCGGCAACGCGAGCAUGUUUUGCAGAAAAAGCAAGAAGCCAUCAAGAAAUGCCGCGCCAAGCGAAUGGAGAAACUAGCACGGGCCGCCGAACUGAAGCGGAAAAGACAGGAGCAAGCAGCGCAGCAACGCGAAGCAAGAAAAGCUGCAGAAGAAGCGGAAAGAGUUGCCACUGAGAAAGCACGAGCCACUAAAAGAUAUGGACGGUACGGUGUGCCCAAGCCGCAAAUAUCUCUAAUCGAUGCCCCUCUGCCAGAAUCAGCAGGAACUGUGAAAAGUCACGUGGUAGAGUCGCCGACUAAGCCGGCGAAUCAACCCGCUUCCAUUGAAGACAAAGCGGAGAAAGAGCCUUUGAAGAAUCUUGAAGGGCAUUUUACCACCAACAAGUCGCCGCAGAAGUUGCUCUUUUCGGAACCGAUGGUAGUGGAUGCUCCUGAAGAAUCUCCCGCCAAAAUAAGGCGAUCGCUUGCACGGGAAGAUGUUGUAAUGGUGGAUGAAGAAACUAGGAUGAGUGCGGACUUUAGAGGCUCGAGAUCACAAACUCCGGCUAAACAGAGCGCGCAGCCUGCAGAUAUUAUGGUGGAAGACUCUCAAGGAAGCAUCGGGACUGAAGGGGGCAAAUCGCGAAGCUCCAAAGCGCCCAAAAUGGAGGUAUUUCAGGAUCUCGAAUCCGCCGCUUACUCUGCCGAUCAGCUGGCGGAGUACUCGUGGAACGGACAAGGUCCGUUCAUGAUCCAAGAGCAAGUGACGCAGUAUUUGGGAAUAAAAUCCUUCAAACGGAAAUACCCGAACAUGACCAGACGUGCCGUGGACAUCCAGGAACGGGACUACUUGAAGGAAAGCGGCCAAGUGACAGAAGGACAGUGCGAUCUGGGCCUAACGGCGGUGGCCGCUCAAGAUAUACUGGAUAUAAUGUAUGCAGAUUUUCAGGACAAGUACGAGGAUUAUUGCAAGGCUCAGCGAGAGAAACAAGCCAGAGAGUUGGCCAACAAGCAAAAGGCUUUGAAUCAAUUCACGCUGAAGCCUGGCUUUGAUAAGCUGGAUAUUCUAGAACAGGCCGUUCAAUCGGCCGCCGCAUGGAAUUCUCAGUUUAACAAGGCAAGGAGAGAGCAAAGAAGAGCACACAUGGACCUGCAAAACUGGUCGAUUCACUACCCAAAGUCGAAAAUGAAGGUUCUGCCAGCGCCGAAAAUCGGUCACUAUCCGAUCGCGUUGGUGCCGGGCCAAUUCACCGAUUACUAUAGAGAUUACACGCCGACUGAGCUAAACAACUUGCCCCUAAACACCAUGUGCUACGACGAAAUAAAAGUGUCGCGUCCGCCUGCCCAGUCGGAGGAGUCGAGCAACGGCUCGGACUCAGACUCUGAGUCCAGUUCAGGAUCGUCCAGCUCGGGAUCGUCGUGCGAUGACGCCAACUGCAAGGAAUGCGAUAAGAAAGUGAAAAAAACGAAGGAACUGCGCGAAACCGACUCGGAUGAUGUGGUUUUUGUGGAAAAUGAUGCGAGUAGCAGUGAUUCGGUUGUUCUUGUUAGUGUAACGUCAGCGCCAGUGACUGCUUAGAAACUCCAUGUUCAACUGGGGCGUUAAAAAUUAUAUUUUUUAUUUUAAAUGUUGCAAGCAUCCGCAGGAUUAUUAUGUGUGUUACUUAAGAGGCAUGAAAUUUACUGAUGAUCCUGUAUAUACAAUUUUGUUUUGCAAUUAAUACACUUCAUAAAAAAAUCA